AUGAAUUCAUCAACAUGUGAAAAUAGACAAUGUGUGAGGAAAAUACUUGAGUAUUUGGAAAGCAGAACAGAUGUGAUUCAUUCAUUAAAUCAAUUCAGAGAUAUGAUGCGUGUGAAUUAUGACAAUAAAUUGACUGUUCUAGUAUUGCAAAAAGUUCAUGGGCUCCUUCAUAGCGAGUGCAAUAUUGAAUAUGUCAAUAUACUUAUGGAUAUCGUACAUACGGAAGAUGCAUUUGAUGAAGUAUUCAAAAUUAUCCAGAGUUUCGGUGAUAAAGCAGAGUUUACAGAGCUUGCAUUCAAACUUCGAGAUAUAAAUGAGCUAAUCGUACUGAAAUACAUGAAAGAGUUCAAGAAAAUUCAUUUACUUCGUGAAUUUAUUAAAGAAAUGGACAAGAGAUACGAUGCUAUCUUAAGCUCAAUAGACAUCAGCCAAGAGUAA
Ordospora colligata OC4 is the source of this 438-nucleotide messenger RNA. RefSeq lists its product as uncharacterized. The record is from RefSeq and is a predicted model, not a curated record. Bases 1 to 438 code for a protein of 145 amino acids. The transcript has a single exon. Lineage: Eukaryota; Fungi; Microsporidia; Ordosporidae.